AUGUAUGCAGCCAACAAUUCACUGGUUGGUACUGAGUCAUUGUGGCGUCAGAUCAACGACAAGGUCAUUAUUGUGCAGAUCUUGGUAAUGAUUUUUCUUUGCAUCAACAUAUUACUCAUUGUAACCUUUUCCAAAAACCAGUGCUUUUACACGACUACACGUUACAUCUUAUUUGCUGUUACAUUACUGUCAGAUAGCAUUUUGUUGUUCAUGUCUGAUAUCUUGCUCAUCCUCAUCUAUUUUCGUUUUACCAUUCAAGUGUGGCUGUGUAUCAUUUUCUCUGUUGUGGUACUUGUGUACAUCAUAGUCACACCAGUUACUCUGACAGCAAUGACUCUGGAGCGCUAUGUGGCCAUUUGUAUGCCCCUGCGUCAUGGAGAGCUCUGCUCCACACGCAGCACUAUGCAUUGUAUCCUCAUUAUUCAUGGCCUCAGCUCUGUGCCCUGCAUUGUUAUUCUCACCACCCUCUUUGCAUCAGCAUCUCUUAGCUUCUACAAAAAAUAUCAGAUGUGUUCAGUGGAGAUUUUUAUUUUUCAGGUCUGGCAGGAUCAAGCUAGGUCAGCUGUACAACAAUUUUACUUCUUGAUUAUGUGCAUCAUCAUUGUUUUCUCCUAUGUUAAAAUAAUGAAAGUGGCCAAAGCUGCAUCAGGAGAGAAUAAAAAGUCAACAAAGAAAGGGCUCAGAACAGUGAUUCUUCAUGGUUUUCAGCUGCUGCUCUGUCUCAUCCAGCUGUGGUGCCCAUUCAUAGAAGCUGCUGUAAUUAAGAUUAGCUUUAGUUUAUUCGAAGAUGUCCGGUACUUUAACUACAUAAUGUUUUAUCUCGCUCCAAGAUGCUUGAGUCCACUCAUUUAUGGUCUCAGAGAUGAAAAGUUUUUUCAGACAUUAAGAAACUAUUCCUCCAUUUGCUUGUUUAAAAGAAAUAUUUGACUAAAUAGAUUAAUCAUUUUAUAACAGAAAUUGACACUGAAUUUAAUUUACUCACUGAAAUUCUAAUUUCAUUGAGGCAUACUGGAAAUCACUGUUUAUGUUCACAAUUCACUCUCUAAAUAUUUAAGAUUUAGAGGCAUGUUUUAGUGUCUUUUUUUUUUAAUCGUAAUAAGCAUAGAUAUUGCUAUGAUGAAUAGAUAACUAUGACCCACACGUAGUGUGUAGUUUUUGCUGCCCUGUACACCUCAAUAAAGAGACAGAGCAUGACAGACAUAACCUGAAUGUAACUUCAGAGAACAGAGAAACAGGCUGCUGGGGGACUUUAACAUUAACAUGGACAAAAACUGAGAAACUUAAAAGAAAUUCAAACAGUGCUUACCUGAACCCAAACUCAAGGUGAAGGAGUCUCUUCACAUCAGCAAGUUGAAGUGCAGGCACACAGUAGUAGCACUGGAGAUUAUUAGUUGCUGCACUAAAUCAUACUUUGUUAAUGUAUUUCUAUGUUAUUUGUGGAUUCUUCAUAAUGAUUAGGCUAUGCAUUGUGCAGUCUUUUCUCUAACCACACUGCUUGUCACAGAUUAUGCUUUAUGUAAAAUCUCAAAUCAAUAUGUAUCUGUUAAUCCAAUAAAGCUGCUCUUGCACAAGUUAUUCAACUUUCCAACCUUUCAAAGGCAGAUAAGAAAUGGUUUAACCCCCUUCUUAUUGUGAACUGACAAUGUUCAGUAAGUACCACAAACUGAUAUCACAGUAUUUUAAGAUUACAUGAUACGACUACAAGGACUUAUCAACACAUAUAUUGAAUUGAAUACAUAUAGAUUCAUUUUAUUUUUUGCUAUGAUGUUGACAGUGGAAAAACAAUGACAAUGGCAAACAAUAUUUUUAUAAAAAAGAAUAUCUUUGCAGCAGCACAGCAAAACAUAGAAUAAACAUUUUUGUUCCAGUGUUGGAUAAGUCCUACUGCCAUAAACAUACUGAGGAUUUGAUAAUAAUUUUCCAUAAGCGCCAAAACCAGCUGAUAUUUGCUAAUCAAAUAAAUAUUCUUAAAUAAUAAUUUAUGUAAUACUAAAGAAUUACUUGUCAGGAAUUUAUUUCACUCUAUUUUCAGGAUAUGAUUUUCUUUGUCUAAAUGCAAACAUGUAAACAUCUUACAGGCAUAACAAGACAUAACAAGGAAAAGCAGGAAGUUCAAAGCUUUUGAAAUUUUAUCAGACAUUUCAUAGCACUGCUAUGAAAUCAAUAGUACUCUCAUAUGCACUUUUUUCCCCCGUUUUCCCGAUUUGUCUAUUUCUCUUAGUCCUCUCGUAGAUAAGCUUCAUGCACCUCAUGUUCCUCACUAUCUUCUAAGAA
This is a messenger RNA of Lates calcarifer (barramundi perch), 2274 nucleotides long. Its product is annotated as odorant receptor 131-2-like. Lineage: Eukaryota; Metazoa; Chordata; Actinopteri; Centropomidae. Gene Ontology annotation, cellular component: membrane. The record is from RefSeq and is a predicted model, not a curated record. Gene Ontology annotation, biological process: G protein-coupled receptor signaling pathway. Gene Ontology annotation, molecular function: G protein-coupled receptor activity. The coding region runs from base 1 to 927 and encodes 308 amino acids. The transcript has a single exon.